Esox lucius (northern pike) is the source of this 2463-nucleotide messenger RNA. RefSeq names its product complement factor H. The record is from RefSeq and is a predicted model, not a curated record. The transcript has 21 exons. NCBI's taxonomy places the organism in Eukaryota, Metazoa, Chordata, Actinopteri, Esociformes, Esocidae. The coding region runs from base 16 to 2448 and encodes 810 amino acids.
AACACGCGCGUGCGGAUGCGACUACACACCCAAAUUUCGUCAUUAUCCAAUUACGUCAUUAUCCUGCUGAGAAGUUGCAUAGUGAACAUUUGUCGGAGUAGCAGGGGGAUUCAAUUCUCUGAAGAAAUGGGGGAAACAAAGGGUCUGUUUUUUGUAUUACUUGUUUCGCUUCACGGGACAGUCCACGCUCAAGGGGUCACAAGUUGCAGAAAACCCAAACUGGAUGAAGGUUAUUUUAACUCUGAAGAAAACGUGUACAACGAAGGCACAACACUUUACUAUGGCUGCAAUAAAGGCCGGAAACCUGUGGCUGAGGGCUGGUGGGGAAUCACUGUGUGCAAGAACAGCCAAUGGACCCCUGAACCUCAAUGCAUAGACGAGAGCGACUGCGUUGCGCCAGACAACCCUAACGCUAAAGUGAGAAAGCCCAGUGAGGAAGGGUGGUAUAAAAACGGAAGAUCCGUUAACUUUGAAUGUGAUGAAUUCUAUGAAACUAAGCGCACUAACGCCAAGUGUGAAAAUGGAAUUUGGGAAGACCUUCCAGUCUGUGAAAAAAGAAAAGACUUAUGUGGUGAACCUCCUCAAGUGAAAAAUGCAGUCAUCACUCAGGAAUACAGGGACACGUUUUUGGACAGCUCUUCGGUACAAUAUAAAUGUCAGGAUUCAUAUAACCUGAAUAUAACUGAUCCCACUAUUUGCAUAUCUGGAAUUUGGAGUGGAAUUCCCAAGUGCAUUCAAGUUCAAGAACCCUCAUCCGCAGAGAAGACCGACACAGGUGAGGAGGCCCAGAGACCCACUGGCAGACCAGAACCUAGUGGAUCAGGUCCCUUUGUACCUGGUGAGGAGGCCCAGAGACCCAUUGGCAGACCAGAACCUAGUGGAUCAGGUCCCUUUGUACCUGGUAAGGAGGCCCAGAGACCCACUGGCAGACCAGAACCUAGUGGAUCAGGUCCCUUUUUACCUGUGGAGAAAUGUGGAGAAAAGCCAGUUGUUGAUAAUGGGGACUAUAUCAGCGACAACAAUCGAAUGGCACUGACUUACAAAUGCAAAAUGCAUUAUGAACUUGAGGGCCCAGAGCAAGUGAUGUGUCAUAGCAAUGGAGUUUGGUCAGAGACACCUGUUUGUAAAGCUCAAGGGGUCACAAGUUGCAGAAAACCCAAACUGGAUGAAGGUUAUUUUAACUCUGAAGAAAACGUGUACAGCGAAGGCACAACACUUUACUAUGGCUGCAAUAAAGGCCGGAAACCUGUGACUGAGGGCUGGUGGGGAAUCACUGAGUGCAAGAACAGCCAAUGGACCCCUGAACCUCGAUGUAUUGACGAGAGCGACUGCCUUGCGCCAGACAACCCUAACGCUAAAGUGAGAAGACCCAGUGAGGAAGGGUGGUAUAAAAACGGAAGAUCCGUUUACUUUGAAUGUGAUGAAUUCUAUGAAACUAAGCGCACUGCAGCCAAGUGUGAAAAUGGAACUUGGGAAGACCUUCCAGUCUGUGAAAAAAGAAAAGACUUAUGUGGUGAACCUCCUCAAGUGAAAAAUGCAGUCAUCACUCAGGAAUACAGGGACACGUUUUUGGACAGCUCUUCGGUACAAUAUAAAUGUCAGGAUUCAUAUAACCUGAAUAUAACUGAACCCACUAUUUGCAUAUCUGGAAUUUGGAGUGGAAUUCCCAAGUGCAUUCAAGUUCAAGAACCCUCAUCCGCAGAGAAAACCCACACAGGUGAGGAGGCCCAGAGACCCAUUGGCAGACCAGAACCUAGAGGAUCAGGUCCCUUUGUCCCUGGUAAGGAGGCCCAGAGACCCACUGGCAGACCAGAACCUAGUGGAUCAGGUCCCUUUUUACCUGUGGAGAAAUGUGGAGAAAAGCCAGUUGUUGAUAAUGGGGACUAUAUCAGCGACAACAAUCGAAUGGCACUGACUUACAAAUGCAAAAUGCAUUAUGAACUUGAGGGCCCAGAGCAAGUGAUGUGUCAUAGCAAUGGAGUUUGGUCAGAGACACCUGUUUGUAAAGCUCAAGGGGUCACAAGUUGCAGAAAACCCAAACUGGAUGAAGGUUAUUUUAACUCUGAAGAAAACGUGUACAACGAAGGCACAACACUUUACUAUGGCUGCAAUAAAGGCCGGAAACCUGUGACUGAGGGCUGGUGGGGAAUCACUGAGUGCAAGAACAGCCAAUGGACCCCUGAACCUCGAUGUAUUGAAAGAAAAGACUUGUGUGUUGAACCUCCUCAAGUGAACCAUGCAGUCAUCACUCAGGAUUACCAGAACAAGUUUCUAAGUGGCUCAAAGGUAGUUUAUAAAUGUCAGACAUCUUACACCCUGAACGGACCUGAAUCCAUUGUCUGCAUAUCUGGAGAAUGGACCCCAACCCCCACCUGCAGUAAGGAGGCCCAGAGACCCACUGGCAGACCAGAACCUAGUGGAUCAGGUCCCUUUUUACCUGAUGGGUGAAUCAAUGCAACACAU